This is a messenger RNA of Entrophospora candida, 300 nucleotides long. Lineage: Eukaryota; Fungi; Glomeromycota; Glomeromycetes; Entrophosporales; Entrophosporaceae. The record is from the annotation of a GenBank genome assembly.
AUGGUCUGGCCUUCAAGUGAAGAAUUUGUGUCCAAAUUACCUAAUAUAGUAAUUUGGACACAUUGGACUGUCCAAAUAUGCCAAUGUGACUUUGUUACAUCAUGUCCAAUUCCAAUACUAAUUAGACAUUUGGAUCCAGAUAUUGGACACAAUUUGGACAUUUUGGACAUUUGGACAGAUUUGCCAACACUGGAUCAAAAUGAUUGGGAAGUAAAGAAUCCUAAAACCAAUGGCACAGUUAAACAGAAGAAUGCUUACCAGAGUUUGAACGUUGCUUGUAAAGAAUUAAGAGAGAUGUGA